CCCUUUUUUUACCUCCCUCCCAACUUUGUUACUCCUUAUACCACUACGACCCGUAGAGUAAUUUCACUUAGGCUGACAUCAGGAUCCACAAUUAACUGCACAUUAGUGUUUCAUUUCGGCAAAGAGGUCGAUCGAUCCAGGCCGGCCAAGAUCGCCGUCGACGGCAUGGAGGAUCAGCUGCAGAGGCCGGUGGUGGUGGUGAAUAAGAUUGCGAUGCCGGAGAAGAAGCCCCACCACCUCCACCUCCACGCCGGCGCGGGCAAGGGCGUCGGCGGCGGGGAGGCGCCUGCGGUGAUGGUGAAGACGCCGCCGGCGUCGUCGCAGGCAUCGAAGCACGCGCACUUUCUGGCGAGCCCGCGGGCGUGCCUCUGCUCGCCGACCACGCACGCCGGGUCGUUCCGGUGCAGGCUCCACCGCGGCAUCGUCGGCGCCGGCCUCCACGAGAUGGGCAAGAAGCACGGCGCGUGACGACGCGCGCUCCCACACCACACGUCCAUGCCAUACGUUCCUGUGCGCACGCGCGCGCGGCGAAUCGGCUAACCGACGGCCGCCGGCGUCGCCGCCUCUCUGGUGCUAGGGGCCUUCUCAUUUCAGUUUGUUCUUUGGUGGUGUGCAGGAAAAGGGGGAUGUAUUUUUUUUUUCCUUCUCCUUUUUUACAUUUGGAUCCUCUGGUUCCGUCGACAAUUCUGAACUUGUCGUCUUCUGCUGUCGACGAUUCUGAAUGUUGGUUCUGUAUAUAAUGGAAAUCGGUCAUUUGCAAA
This is a messenger RNA of Lolium perenne, 761 nucleotides long. RefSeq lists its product as uncharacterized. The record is from RefSeq and is a predicted model, not a curated record. NCBI's taxonomy places the organism in Eukaryota, Viridiplantae, Streptophyta, Magnoliopsida, Poales, Poaceae.